This is a messenger RNA of Argiope bruennichi, 3069 nucleotides long. Its product is annotated as NADPH oxidase 5-like. The coding region runs from base 103 to 2997 and encodes 964 amino acids. The record is from RefSeq and is a predicted model, not a curated record. Gene Ontology annotation, cellular component: plasma membrane; NADPH oxidase complex. Gene Ontology annotation, biological process: superoxide anion generation; defense response. Lineage: Eukaryota; Metazoa; Arthropoda; Arachnida; Araneae; Araneidae. The transcript is spliced from 15 exons. Gene Ontology annotation, molecular function: superoxide-generating NAD(P)H oxidase activity; calcium ion binding.
CACAAAUGCUAGCCUAAGAGGAUUUUUAAAGAAUUUUUGGAAACGGGUUCAAGUUUAAUAGAAGGGUUCAUUUCUUAUGAUUUUUAAGCCUGAAUAAAUAAAAUGGAAUUCAUCGCUAAUCUGGAACGAUCACAAACUGCCAGAGGGCUCACACCUGAGAAUUUAGAAAAUCUUGAAAAGAUUUUCCACGAUGCAGUUGGCGACAAGAAAGAAAUCGACCUCCAGAGCUUCAAGAAAGUUGUGCAAUCAAAAAAUAUGUUCUUUGUGGAACGAAUAUUCAAUGUGUUUGAUGCUGAUAAAUCGGGCACAGUAUCUCUAGAUGAAUUUAUGCGGGUCAUGCGUUGCUUUGCAAACCAAAGUCCUGCCGAGAAACUCCGCUAUCUCUUCGAUGUCUAUGACAUCAAUAAUGAUGGAAAUAUUGAAUUUAAUGAGCUUCGGAAUGUCAUAAGCGAAUGCAUGAAGGAAAAUGGUCUACAGUUUGGUGAAGAAGAAACGGAUGAAUUAACACGCAUGCUUUUCGACGAUGCCGACACAGAUGGCAGCGGAACCAUCACAUUCACAGAAUUCAAGAAUCAACUGGAAAGACAGCCAGCUUUUAUGGAAAAUCUUACACUGAGCAUUGAACGAUGGCUGCUUCCCCCAAUGGAGACAAAAAGGAUCAGUCAACCCACCACAGGUCUACUUAGCUGCAGGAGGAUAAGAUGGCGUUACAUCCGAAACAACUGGACCAGUGUUGCAUAUUUGCUGUUGUAUUUCUUAAUAAAUAUAAUCCUAUUUUCUACAAGAGCUUACGAAUAUAGAGAAAGCAAUAAUUUCGUCGUUUUAGCCAGGGCUUGUGGACAAUGUCUGAAUUUUAAUUGCGCUUUUAUUGUCAUGCUGGUUCUUCGGCAGAGUUUAACGUGGUUACGAACUCACGGCUUUGCACAAUACUUCCCCAUCGACCAACACCUCUACUACCACAAACUCACCGGAGUCGCCAUUCUCAUUUACAGUGUGUGGCACACUGCGAUGCACAUUGCUAAUUUCAGUAUCUUGUCAGAACAAAGGAAUAUUCCUCUUUCCGAGCUUCUAAUAUCCACUCGCCUGGAGAUUGGAUGGGUAGGCGGUGCUGCCUGCCUAACUGGAUGGUUCCUGUUCUUUAUCCUCAUAGUAAUGUGCAUCUCGGCAAUGCCUUUCGUCCGAAGAAGCGGAAAAUUUGAAGUAUUCUAUUACCUCCACCUGCUCUCUUUUGUAUUUUGGGCGUGUCUCGUAAUACAUGGUCCAAAUUUUUGGAAAUGGUUUCUGGGACCCGCCGUUCUCUACCUGGUUGAACUGGUCGUCCGGAUAAGUAGAAACCUGUCUAGUAGCAAGGUAGCUUAUGUACAGCAAGGUGUUCUGUUACCUUCCAAGGUGACUCAUUUAGUGAUAAAGAGGCCACCAAAAUUCGACUACAGACCUGGAGAUUACGUUUACGUCAACAUACCUACUAUUGCCAAUUUUGAAUGGCAUCCUUUUACUAUCAGCAGUGCUCCAGAAUUGGAUGAUGUCAUCUGGUUGCAUAUACGGGGUGUGGGAGAGUGGACCAACAGCCUGUACAACUAUUUUCAGCGUGAGGAUCGAGAAGCUGUCCUCAGUGAUGAGUUGGUCAAGAAUAUGAAUGAUCCCGCGUACUCUCUGAAGAAUGACUCCUUGGCAUCACGGGGUGUCAUCUAUCAUUCCAGCUGCACUGAGACGCCCCCUGGAAUUGACAUUCCUAAGAUCUGUUCUUUAUCCCAAAUCACGGAUAAGACAUUCAAAUGUCAAUCGCCUCAUAAUGAUGAUGAUGUCUGUAUUCCUGAAAAACAUGGUUCAGUAGGAUCUGAUAUAAGGCUCGAAAUGAAUGAUUCGUCAUUCCUAAAUCCUUCAUUCUUCUCUGACAAGCUCAACCAGACUGUUAUCGAAAUGGGUAAAGGCGACAGAACCUUUAUAUAUUCCAAUCGAGACAGUGAAGGGAGUGUCAUUGGGAACACACUUGCAUCUACUUCUCAAUGGAGGCGGACUUCCUUCGCUUCUUUCUCUACUAGUCGUGCCAUUCAGCAGAAAAACAAGGAGGACAUCAGGAGCAUGCUGGCAGAACACGGCCGACUUUCGGCCGGGGAAGAAGUGUUCUCGAACAAUUCGCGAUUGUCCACUAAAAGCAAGCGACCGCCAAAGGAGAAGAGGAAAUCUGUGCGAGUGUCCAUGGCCAAACACGGCCUUCGAAGGUGUCAAACUGUCAUUGUGAUGCCGACCGUCAGCGAAGACGACGAGGAAGAAGUGAAGAUGGAGAUGGAAUUGGAGAAAGAUGCUCUUGCUACAGAAGAGGAAGUAAAAGAUUUGAAAAGAGAAGUGGAAGUUGAGAAUGUUGUUGUGAGUCUGAAACCUCUAAGGGUCAUCCUAGAUGGACCAUAUGGCUCUCCAACUCGCCACAUCUUCCAAGCUCGGCACGCAGUUUUGAUUGCAACAGGAAUUGGGGUUACUCCCUUCGCUAGCAUCUUGCAAAGUGUUAUGUACCAGUACCGAAAAUCGAAGCAUACAUGUCCGAAUUGCAACCACAAGUGGUCAGACUCCAUGCCAGUAUCCAAUGUUCAUCUCAAAAAGGUGGACUUUUUUUGGCUGAAUCGGAACCAGCGCUGCUUCGAGUGGUUUGUCAAUCUCCUCAGUGAACUAGAAGUGGAACAGGCUCAGCUUGAAGAGAAAGACCGCUUCUUGGACAUCCACAUGUACAUUACCUCCGCCCUGGACCGUACCGACAUGAAAGCCGUCGGCCUGCAGAUGGCUCUCGAUUUGUUGUACAAUAAAGAGAAGAGAGACCUCAUUACGGGACUUAAGAGUCGAACCCAGCCCGGCAGGCCCGACUGGAACAAGGUUUUCACAUCAAUAGCAGAGCAACAGAAAGGCAGAGUAACAGUUUUCUUCUGUGGGCCGAAUCAGUUGGCAAAAACACUUCAACUUAAGUGUGAUGAAUUUGGCUUCCGUUUUAGAAAAGAGAUAUUUUAAAGAAUUUAGUAGCUGUUUUACUAUUUUUGUUCCCAUCUUUUAAUAUUUUCUUGUAUUUUUAAUAUAUUAAAU